AUGCUGGAGAAGGGGAUAACUUCACCUCUGACGGUUUUCACAUUUCCUAUCCAUAUGUGUAUCGAAAAUGAAGAGGAAAUAGUUAAGUGGAUGUACACUGAUGAAGUAAUUCGUUCGCCUAAUCUUAUCGGCAGUACGCCAUUACUCACAUCACGUGAUUGUGACGGGAUAGAACAAAAUGAAAUAGUGUUAAACAUGACGCAAGAGGAAUGUGUAGAACUGUAUGGCGUGCAUACCCCAGCAUGUGAAGACGAGGACCUUGUGGGCAUGGCCUGCGACGACAAAGAAUUCAUCCAUCAUUAA
Molecule: messenger RNA, 303 nt
Organism: Cylicostephanus goldi
Lineage: Eukaryota; Metazoa; Nematoda; Chromadorea; Rhabditida; Strongylidae
Source: the annotation of a GenBank genome assembly